This is a messenger RNA of Ylistrum balloti, 5329 nucleotides long. Its product is annotated as protein EFR3 homolog B-like. Gene Ontology annotation, biological process: protein localization to plasma membrane. Gene Ontology annotation, cellular component: plasma membrane. The coding region runs from base 100 to 2514 and encodes 804 amino acids. The transcript has 23 exons. NCBI's taxonomy places the organism in Eukaryota, Metazoa, Mollusca, Bivalvia, Pectinida, Pectinidae. The record is from RefSeq and is a predicted model, not a curated record.
AAUGACAGGUGUCUGAUCUCGAUUGUUUGAAUAAUAUUUAUGUAUUUGGAUACAAGUCAGACAGAUAUCAAAUGACGUGACUUCCAGCUACCCGACAAUAUGGCAGCUUGUUGUGGUUGCUGCUCAGCUCUGAAGCCGAGAUGGAAACGCCUCGUCGACAACAUAUUUCCUGUUAACCCAGAGGACGGACUUGUCAAAAAUGAAAUGGACAAACUCACAUUUUAUGCUAUAUCUUCACCUGAGAAGCUGGACAGAAUUGGGACUUACUUGGAAAAAAAACUUGCUAGUGACAUUCACCGCAGGAGGAUAGGAUUGAUUUUUGUUGCUAUGGAUGCCCUCGAUCAGCUCCUUGUGUCCUGUCACUCACACUCACUCAAUUUGUUCGUUGAGAGCUUCCUCAAGAUGGUCCAAAAGCUCCUAGAGUUGGAUGAGCCAGAUUUGCAGAUUUUAGCUACUCAGUCGUUUGUAAAAUUCACCAAUAUAGAAGAAGACACGCCAUCCUACCAUAGACGAUAUGACUUCUUUGUGUCCAAGUUCAGUUCAAUGUGCCAUAGUGGUACACCUAAUGAAGAGACUAGGACAAGAAUACAGAGUGCAGGAUUGCGUGGUCUACAAGGGGUUGUGAGGAAAACCGCUAGUGAUGAUCUUCAAGUCAAUAUCUGGGAGGACGUCCACAUGGACAAAAUUGUACCAUCUCUUCUCUAUAACAUGCACAAUAAAAGUUUUAUGUGCCUGGACAUGGACAGUCCUAAAGAUGAGGAACAUCCAGCUUACAUUGCGGAGCAGGUGUUUCGAGACUUAGUGUGUCGGGGAUCCUACGGAAACAUCAGAACUGUCCUACGGCCUGUCCUUAUACAUAUGGACAACCACAAACUCUGGGUACCCAAUGACUUUGCUAAUAAGUGCUUCAAUAUCAUCAUGUAUUCUGUCCAGCAACAAUAUGCCUACCUGGUGAUACAGAUGUUGAUGUCACACCUUGACAAAUGUGUGAACAGUGACCCUGCCAUCAAGACCAGCAUUAUAGAUGUUCUCUUCCACUCCGUUCUCAUUGCUGCUGGUGGUUCACUGGGAAGUGGUCCAUCAGUGCUAGAUGUGUUCAAUACCCUCCUGCGACAUCUGAGGAUCUCGGUGGACAAUAAAAGUCAGGAUGAAAAGUCGAGGGAGAUGGAGAAGAAAUUUGAAGAGGCUAUCAUUAUUGUUAUAGGAGAAUUUGCCAACCAUCUUCCUGAUUACCAGAAGAUAGAGAUAAUGAUGUUUGUCAUGGGCAAGUUUCCACAACUGGACCAAGAAGAAAUAGGAAUAUCUAUUGACAUCCAGCUACAGACGAUGUUGCUUAAAACACUACAAAAGGUAGCAGCCACCUACAAAACAAUAUACAUGUCCAACACUUUCCAUCCGGAGUUUCUGACAGGCUUGCUACAGUUAUCACAGCUGGAUGAUCCAUCCAUGAGGAUAACAGUCCAGGAAAUACUGCAUAGCCUCAUAGAUCGUCAUAACAACACGUCAAAGUUCAAAACCAUUGUUAUUCAGAAAGAUCUAGGCAAGUUGGCGCUAAACGACGCAAAAGUAUCUGGACAAGACAGCUUGUUUAUGAAAAAGAAUAAUGUCCAGUUUUACACUCACAUCAUGGACAACAUACAAAUGGAAAGUAACAAAGUGGAUAACUAUGAGGCGCUCUACUGUACCAUGUGUCUGCUUGCGGUGGAACUAGGUUCCGAGGAAAUCCUUACAGAGAUGCUCCGACUUGGACUAGAUAUACAGCAAGGGGUGCUGUCCCAUAUGAACCUGCCCUUGACACACAAGUGUGCCAUUCAUGGACUUGUAGCUGCCUUCAUUAAUUUAGUAGCCCAGCUUGUAGGCCAAACACCGCUCUGUCAGUAUGUCAAAGAGGUGAUAGAAGUGAGGCGUGAUGAGGCUCCAUAUCUACUUCCAGACUUUGCAUUUAACAGGUCUAAUAGACCCAGCAGCUACUCUCAAAUCGAUAAUAUCCAGCCCAAGUGUCUAUUUGACCAAGCUACUCUGCAACAGUUUCUUGUGGACUGCGGCCAGGAUGCUUCCAGACUGACCACUCCGAUAGCCGUUAAGCCCUUCAGCACACUUGGUGUGAGGAAUGGGGACCUGAACGAUAUUGCUGUAAGUGGAAGUGCCAGUGAUGUAGGCUCCAUCAAUUUGGAUUUAGAUAGUGCAGAAGGCUCCCCAAUAUUCUCCAGGAGAUGGACGGAUGAAGAGAUCACAGUGGAGUAUUUAAAGAAGAUGUUAGCGGAGGACAAUACAGAAAAGAAAGAAGAGGAAGCAAAGAAGAGACAGGAGAUUUACCAAACCUAUCGUACUGCACCGUUUGAGGAGAUCGUGGCUCGCUCUGAACAGAAGUCGUGUAAAUUCCAUAACAAACUGACGGAGAUCCUAGACAUGGUAUCUCGUCCUCCGGAUAGUCCAGAAAGGAUGCGAAAGUCCCUCCAGAUGUCACCAAAGGCUGUGUUUGAUGUGUCCUUUCCAGACUUAUUUGUAUAUUAAUGUGGUUCGUCUUUUGGGAAUUUAUGAGAUUACCUCCCUUUAACGGUAAUAGGAGAAUACUAAGUUGCCUCCCCUUAAUUGUAUUUCACUGACUUUAUAGUUCAGCCUCAAGGAGACUGCCUUAUGUCCUCUAUCCAUUUGAAAGCAGACGAAAGGAGACCAAGUUAUUACCCCUUGUGGUUAAACAAUCUGUUACUUGGGCCACUUUCAUUUAAGCUGAUGUAUUUGUUUGAUGUGCAUUUUGAAUGUAGUAUAUCAGGCAAAAGCCAAAAAUGAAUCUGCCAAUAUAAACACAGGCUUCAGACCAUUGUCAGAAUAAGUAAGAUCACUUGGUUUAUACUUUUUUCUGAUCCAAAUUGUCACUCACAUAAAUGAAACAGAAAUUGAGAAAGUCAAAUUACCACCCCUUUCGUGUUGAUAAUCUAUGUCCCAGGCCUUCAUUUAUGGUUUUAUUUCUGCUGGGUUUUACAUUUGGAAAAUGACAAUUUCUAAAAUGGGCCUGGUGCACACUUUUGGUGAGAUUUCUGCUGAUGUUGCCUAAUUUGAUAUUAAUUGUUCAGGCUGUAUUAGUAGAACUCCAGUAUUUCUCAAAUUUGAAUUCAAUACUCAAACACCAACCCAGUUGUCAAUCCAGACAAGUGUUCCUAUUUAGUGUUUGUAUCUUAGCUAGGAAUAACUCUCUUAUGUCUCUUGUAUCUAACAUAUCAAAUAUUGUUACACCUGACAGAUAUGGUUCACCUGUGUAUCACUAUAUACUCUGUAGUAACGGAAUGUCUCCUGACAUAGACAGCAAACUUCACUUGUUAGGUACAUGUUGUGGUUUUGUGUGUGAUUUUGAUGUCAUUAAGAGAAGUGUUUCAAUCAUUGUGAAGUAUUACUAAAGAGGUCAUUGAAAGCCAUUCUUAAGUUAUGAAAUCAACAUUUUAUCUACACCAAUGGUAUUCAAUUUUGCAUCUUUUAUGCGAUUCCAAAAAAAUCGAACAAAAAACUUGAUGAUUGACAUUAUCAUUAGAAGUUUUGACAAAUGACAAACAUGUCACAUGCUUAAUUGGAUGAUGAAAAAGUUGCAAUGAAUUUGUCGUUAUGAUUUGGAUUGAUCAAUGUAUUACUGAUCACAAGAAAUCACUUCGGGAAUUAAAGUAUCUUUGGUUAGAUAACAUGAGUAUGUAAAGUGCAUUUUUUUUACCCGAUUCUGUCCGUCUUACAAAAAUAUUGAGGAAGUGAAAGAGAGGAUAAUAGCAAAGGGAGGUAAUUUGUGUAAGUCUUCUGGGCAAAAGCCAAGGGACAUACUUGAUCAAGUGUAAGCCCAGCAGUAAAAGUAUGUUUAUUAUAAAAGUUCAGUGAACAGAGCAGAAUAGCUUUCUAAGGGAUCAGUUGAAUUCAUUCUUAAAGGAUUGUAAUAAUUUGAGAUUAUUUUUGCUAUGAAGCAAAAAUGAAUUAAAUAGAAAUAGAUUGUAUUCCUGUUCAUUCUCCAUGAUUACCAGUAGUAAACCUAUUUAUCUAAAUUGUUCUCAAUUAUCAUACUAUGUCAGGUAAUACACACACCCACAUCUAUUGCAGCUGCAGAAGAAACAAAGAGUAAAUGAAGAGAACCUUAUUUCCUAAAUGUCUGAGAUAUUGCUUUUGUCCUAGGGCUUACCAUAGAACAAUAUUAUAUAUAUACAAGGCUGUAAUAAACAAACUCCAUUAGCUUAAUAUUAUGACAGUUUUUCAAAUUGAUUUUGUCAUUAAAUUAUAAAGGACAAAUUAAAUUUAAUAUAGUUGUACAAUAUCAUGAUAAUCCAUUUUAGUCCUAGGAGAGGUUUUUCAUGAGAAUUUAAGAAAACAUUUCAUUACUGAAAUUGUGUUGUUUGAUCAUUCAGAAACCUACACAGUUGUUGGUCAGUAGGCAUAGAGAAUAGUGACCGACUGACUGCCAUGUUUUGAUGUACAAGUGCUAUGCUUUCAGAGAGUAACAAUAAUGUAGAAAAAGUUAUUUUUACAAUGUGGUAAGUUUGUCACUGAGAAUGAAUUAAUUCUAUUCUUUUAUCCAAAGAAAUCUAUUGUAGAUCAUAACAGUUUGCUGUAUUUCAUGUAAGUUGUGGUAGUGUUUAUUUAUUUAGACCCUAGGAUCAAUAUAUGUAUUAAGUACCUCAGUUUUACAAGAUAUAGUGGAAUCUCUCUGUUCCAACUCCACUGUACUUGUGUUACAUGGUACCAUGUGUAAUUUGACUAGUCUGUUGUGUUACAUGUGCCUGAUGAGACAGGUUUCACUGUACUUGUGUUACAUGGUAUCAUGUGUAAUUUGACUAGUCUGUUGUGUUACAUGUGCCUGAUGAGACAGGUUUCACUGUACUUGUGUUACAUAGUACCAUGUGUAAUUUGACUAGUCUGUUGUGUUACAUAUGCCUGAUGAGACAGGUUUCACUGUACUAUCAGUCUGCUACAUUAUCUACAGUAUUUAUUUUUGGACUGCUCUGAUUUUUAAUCUGCAGCAUUUUCAGUCUGAUAAGUAUGAUAAAUUCUACACUAGCAUGCAACCUAUCCAUGCUUUUGUUUUUGCUUAAAUGUUCAUUAUGGGUAGAUGUUUGAUGUAGGUGAUAUUUUGUUUAACAAGCACCAGUAUUCAUUUGAACACAGAGAGAUAUUUCCCUUUGCGAAAUACAGAAAAUUUCAGCAGUUGACACCGUAUAUCCUGGUUUCUAUGUUAUUUGUUUCAUAUUUUUUUGCAUACUUUGUAUGAAUUAAUUUAUUUAUGACAUUUCUGUAUGAAACAUUUAUUUUCAUGUCACAGUAUUUGGAAAAGAAUAUUUGUUGGUAAGAAACUUCUACUUUG